This is a messenger RNA of Gigantopelta aegis, 1574 nucleotides long. RefSeq lists its product as uncharacterized. The coding region runs from base 31 to 597 and encodes 188 amino acids. NCBI's taxonomy places the organism in Eukaryota, Metazoa, Mollusca, Gastropoda, Neomphalida, Peltospiridae. The record is from RefSeq and is a predicted model, not a curated record. The transcript is spliced from 3 exons.
CGUUACGCAUGCGGCGUCAAAAGAGCGUUGAUGUCGCCAUGGCAUUGUGUACGUCAUCAAUACGUUUACGUCACUUCAACAACUCAUGGAAAGGUGCCGAGCAGAUUAACUGAAAGCAGAAUGAGAGUAUACGUUUGGAUGCCAGUCGACAACUUAGUCGGCCACUCUUCGCUUAGACUCUCCGAUGGAACCUACAUCAGUUGGUGGCCCGAUGCAGACAAGGAAAAACAGUUGCCCCUGGUUACAUUAAAGGCCAGAAGCAGCCCCUCGCUUGCGAAGGACAUCCGAAGUGAAGGACGUCGUCCAACGCACAUCUUCAACAUAAGGAACAGGUUCCAGGAAGAGCAGAUAAAGCAGUGGUGGGAGACAUACAAGCACGAAGGGUCCUACAUCCUGGGCUCGACCAAUUGCUGUUGGAUCGUGUAUAGAGCCCUGACGGAAGGUGGCGCCCCGUGGCAGUAUAAUGUGACACCAUGGAGGCCCAAUGACGUGAAGUGCUACUGUGAGUCGCUGAACGAAUACUAUCAAGCAACAGUUAAAAAAUCACCAUCUGAGGAAAAGCGCGAGAAAGAGACUUCGUUUUUAGACCCCUUUUAGCUACAGAGUGCAAGCACGUACAUCGAUAUGUCACCUAGAAGGAACAGCAUGCUCGGACAAUGAGCGGAGUUUUGAAGCUUUGUACAUAUGUAUAUACGUUCAUUGUGUAUUAUUAUAGAUGAGUUAUCUUCGUUACUUUAUCGCUGACAUUAAAGCGUUUAUUUCUAGCUUGUUCAUGAUUACAGGUUUAUCGUUGUUUUGAUUAAUCAUGCGUAAAAUUAACCUGUUUAGUGUUAACCUAUUCAUGAAUAUAGCUCCUUGGUGGUUUUAGUUUAGGUUUUUUAUUUUAUUAUUUAAUGCAUUUUUUUGUAGCUUGUUCAUGUUCACUUAGAGCCAGUGGGUUCUGUUUUCGCUAACACUGGGUUAUAAUAUUAUGCACAAAUAUGACGCUGCACAUCUUGUAUUAAUAAUGUAAACUUACUAGAGAAUAUCAAGGGAUAACAAACAGAAUUAAUUAUGUCCGCUCGUUAUACAGCUGAGAGCAGUCCACUAGUUCGCUUCUUAAGAAAUAAACAUUGUAGCUAAUUUUGGGAUGGAUAGAAAUAGAGGAUAAUAAACUUCCUACUAUGUAUUAUCAAAUUUAAGCCCCUAGUGAAAUAUGUUUUCUGUCCCAAGCUUUAGUGAGUGACAAAGGGAACUUAUGCCACGAGGGACGUACACUUUAUAAUACAUAGUAGUGAUAUUAUAUUUAUUACUCCCAACAUAGUACCGAGUUUAAUAUUCUAUUUAUAACUUGCUAACUUUGAUACGUAAAUCGUGCCAGUAAGAAGGCGCUGUAUUUAUAUACCAAACCUCUCAGAAACAGCUGAUAAAUAGAUAAACCCCUGGCUCUUAAGUUCGUCACUGUUUAAGUUCAAUUUGGUCUUGUUCCACUUCACCUUUUGAUAUGUUAGUAUAUUUAUUUUAAACUUUAUCAUGUAUAUACGGUCGCUAUUAUUUUUUAUUGUCUUUUUUUAUAUAAAAAUAUUUAUAAUGAA